UUUUGUUUUGCAAUCUGCGUCCAGCGCUGCGGUGCGCUUAGUACUAGUUUAGCCAGAGGACCCGGGAUAAUUAGUGCAUAACGUUAAGGAUAGGGUUGUAAAAAUGGCACCUAAUGUCACGUCAUCGUCGCCAACCGGUGUACUCUUCGAAAACGAUAGCCUUGCUGAAGAAGAAGCCCAAAAUGAUAAAACUGAAACGAUCGUUCCAGCCGCAUCAUCAGCUCAAACGGAGUACAAGUACAAACGCCAACUGGUCUGGAGGAAUAUCAUUCUCUUUGCUUCUUUGCAUAUUGGGGCCCUCUAUGGAGUGUGGUUGAUCUUCACCUCUGCUAAAAUCUCGACAACAUUGUUCGCGAUAUUUCUGUAUGAAAUAAGCGCCCUGGGAAUCACGGCGGGUGCGCACAGGCUGUGGUCUCACCGUUCCUACAAGGCCAAGUGGCCACUCCGUUUGAUCCUCGUGUUUUUUAACACCAUAGCCUUUCAGGAUGCGGCUAUCGAUUGGGCGAGGGAUCAUCGAUUACAUCACAAGUAUAGCGAGACCGACGCUGACCCACACAACGCAAAGAGGGGCUUCUUCUUCUGCCACAUCGGGUGGCUACUCUGUCGCAAACAUCCUGCUGUCAAGGAAAAGGGAAAGGGCAUCGAUCUCAGCGAUCUGUACAGCGACCCGAUCCUCGUCUUCCAGAAGAAGUACUACUUGAUAUUGAUGCCGAUUUUCUGCUUCGUAUUGCCCACCGUUAUACCAAUAUACUUUUGGAACGAAACAUUUGUAAACGCUUUGUACAUCCCGACUCUGCUCCGUUAUGCGUUUACGCUGAACAUUACUUGGCUGGUCAACUCUGUGGCUCAUCUCUUUGGAAACAAGCCGUACGACAGGUUCAUGAAUCCAGCGCAAAAUCUGAGCGUGGCCCUCCUAGCUUUAGGGGAGGGCUGGCAUAAUUAUCAUCACACCUUCCCCUGGGACUACAAGACAGCUGAACUCGGAGAUUACUGGUACAACUUCACGACGAUGUUUAUUGAUUUUUUCGCCAAAAUAGGCUGGGCCUACGAUCUCAAGACAGUGUCGAGGGACAUGGUGAAGAAGCGCGUUCAGCGCACUGGAGAUGGCAGCCACGAGUUGUGGGGCUGGGGUGAUAAGGAUCAGCUUCAAGAUGAGCGCGACGACGUAUUGGUAACUCACAAGCACAAAGAUUAGAACAUGUGAGCAAAUUGUGUUUUUACUCAAGUCAUUCUUAUUUAUUGUAAUAGUUUAGCGUAGUAGUAAGGAAUAUUGUGAUGGUCUCAGAAUAUUUAAGUUUGUACCUAAGAUUAAUAUAUAAAUUUUGCUAACUAGA
Molecule: messenger RNA, 1334 nt
Organism: Copidosoma floridanum
Lineage: Eukaryota; Metazoa; Arthropoda; Insecta; Hymenoptera; Encyrtidae
Product: acyl-CoA Delta-9 desaturase
Biological process (GO): unsaturated fatty acid biosynthetic process
Cellular component (GO): endoplasmic reticulum membrane
Molecular function (GO): stearoyl-CoA 9-desaturase activity; iron ion binding
Source: RefSeq, a predicted model, not a curated record